UACUGAAUUCCAAUUAGCUUUACAAAAAGAUGCAAGAUGCAACUACUCUGUAUUCAGAUUUAAUUAAACAAAUGUGACAUUUGAAUGUUGAUGAUGUAUAUUUAUGUAAAUUUUACUGCAUUUAGAAAAACAUGGCACCAUCAGGAAGAAAAUCCACAGGGAAAACAACCAAAUUAGCACAAGAAGAUUCAGUUGUACAUGUCUAUAACUUUGAAGAUGACCCAAAAAAACAUUUGAGUGGUUCUGACGAGGACAUUAGAGAAGAUGAAGCUUCAGUGAUUGAUAAACAUGGGAAGAAAAGACCUUCAGUAACUCCUCAUGCAGGAGUUGAGGAUGAUGUUGGUGGAGAAGUGCAGAAUAUGCUGGAACGAUUUGGAGCAGACAUUAACAAAGCUCUUCUGGCUAAAAGGAAAAGAUUAGAAAUGUAUACAAAAGCUUCCCUUAAAACAAGCAACCAGAAAAUAGAAUUUGUUUGGAAAACACAACAGGAACAAAGGCAAAAGGUUAACCAUGAGUAUUCUCAGCAGUUCCUGCAUGUAUUUCAACAAUGGGAUGCCGAUAUACAGAAAGCAGAGGAACAGGAAGAAAAGCUAGCGAAUGUAUUUCGACAACAACAGAAAGCUUUCCAGCAAGCAAGAAUAGUUCAAAAUCAGAGGCUGAAAACAAUUAAGCAGUUGUAUGAGCAGUUUAUAAAGAGUAUGGAAGACAUGGAAAAGACUCAUGAAAGUCUUUUAGCAGGGGCACAGAGUGAACUUCGCAAAGAAAUGUCCAUGUUACAAAAGAAAAUCAUGAUGGACACACAACAACAAGAGAUGGCAACUGUUCGCAAAUCUCUUCAGUCCAUGUUAUUCUGAUGGUUCAGUGGGGAAACAACGUGUACCUAAAUAACAUGAUACAUAUAUACACAUUAGCUAUUGUGAGGAGAAAAAAAGAGACUGUUUCACAUUCCAUGUUAAAAAUUAUAUGUGUCUGAAUACCUCAUUGUUACAAGAGAAAUCAACAAGUAAUUAAAAACAAUAUCUGUUUUUUCAUUUUCACAAUAUUAUGAUUCUUUUAUCAUAACGUUUUCUCUUCAUUUUCAAAUUACAAAUGUAAAUGCCUGGGUUAUGACAGUAUUUGUAAACUUCAAAAUAUUAUAGUGUAGACUUAUUCCUAGUUAGGCACAGUAGUUACAAAAGUCCAUUAGCUGAAUUAGAAAUUCAAGUCAAAAUGAAAAAGUCCUAAAAGCGAGGGGGGGGGAAAGCAUUAUACACAUUAAAAUAAAGUGCUUUAACAUGAGAAUUGAACAAUACUGUUUACAAAUUCCUUACUAUCAUAUGGUAAAAUAUUACAAUAUGUUUUCCGGAUUUAGUACUGUAUUAAUUUAAAUGUAUUAAUACGUGGUAUAAUGUACUAUUUGAAGGGAAAAUUAGGAGUUAAUAAAUUGAUACAUCAAACUUGUUUCGAAAAUACAAAUUUAUGUAAUUAAAUUAAAAACCCUUAAAGUACCAUUGCAGUGAUUAUUGAAUAAAGAGUAAGAAAGCACUAAUUUCCAACUGAAAUGUUUCUUACCAUCAAUUGAAAUAUCAGAAGAUUGAUUCAUUGAGUUUAUGAAACAAAAAUUUUAAAGAUAAUUUACAUUUUCAUACUUCUAACACACAUUCAAACAUUACAGAUGCAGUAUAUUUAUACAGUUAUGGAAUACUUAGUUAAAGCAAUUUAUAAUUGUUUCAAAUCUGAUUUCUUUUUUUAAAAAUAUUAAAUAUAUUUCUUCUAUUUUUUCACCAAAAUUUGCUUGAAAUAUUUUAUUAUAUUUAAAUAUCAAGGUUUGGCACUUAUUAAUUACCAUAAUGCCACUCCAUUAAUUAACAAUUUUCUAUAUAGAAUUCACCAUGGUUGCAUAAGGGCAAUUUUUCAACUGAAUCUGUAAAUAUGAUUUUGAUAUAGAUCAGCUUAUGAGGCUUUUUUUACACCUGAUUUAAAAUUCAAGGUGAUAGAUUAUUCUUAUAAUUCUAUUGGGUUUUCUAAUUUCUAGAGAGAUGUUAUAAUAAUUAGUGGUGCAGACUGGAAUUUUUUUACUUAACACAUAAGCAGUGGCCACUUGGGAUUGAUUCCCUUAUGGAAGUGUACAAUAGAAACCAGCAAAAAAUAAUAACCAGAGAGCAAUAUUUUAAAAAGAAUCAAACUAUCCUGAUUGCACCUACAACUGCUUUUAUUAUAGUGUCAAAGUUAAGAUGAGACACAUUUUUUGAAAUCAAACAUAAUGUCUAUUAAAUGUGUUCAGUCGUGGCUCCUACAUCAUAUUUGCUUUCCAUAACCUAGGAAUAGUUUUUGAAAGAUAAAUUCAUAAAUUAACAAACUUAAUGCCUCAGUGUUACAUAACAAAACAAACUCAUCUAACAAUAUAAGGAAAAGAAUUAUGGUUAUAAGUUUUUCUAGAGACAUAAACAUUCAAAAGGAAGAAUACAUUGCUUGCUCUGCAAAAUAUAUUCUAAAAUGUUAAUGUCUAUAUUAUACCAAAAAAAUGCAUGCAUUUGCAACACAUUUUUGUAAAUGAAAAUAGACUUUUUGUUGCUUUAAAUGUAGUGGACCAGAUUAGUUUAUGUUCAAAAAUAGAAUGGCUUCACAUUUGAAAAAAGGGAUUGAUUUCAUUCUCUUAUAUCCAAAACUUUGAAGUACUUUCCCUCCCCACACCAGCCCCAAAUUUUCUUUUUUAUAAACUGCUGUCUGGGAAGUUACAAUUUGCAAUGGCAAAAUAGGGCAUCCAAUCCCAUAUUUUUAUAUGAUGAAAAGCAAAUACAGGUAGUCCUUGGGUUAUGACCAUUCAACAAUCUAUUCAAAGUUGCAGUGGCACUGAA
This is a messenger RNA of Protobothrops mucrosquamatus (brown spotted pit viper), 2837 nucleotides long. It is a transcript of the gene SYCP3, whose product is annotated as synaptonemal complex protein 3. Lineage: Eukaryota; Metazoa; Chordata; Lepidosauria; Squamata; Viperidae. Bases 132 to 854 code for a protein of 240 amino acids. Gene Ontology annotation, biological process: meiotic cell cycle; spermatid development. The record is from RefSeq and is a predicted model, not a curated record. Gene Ontology annotation, cellular component: synaptonemal complex. The transcript is spliced from 8 exons.